This is a messenger RNA of Theileria parva strain Muguga, 1510 nucleotides long. It is a transcript of the gene METK2, whose product is annotated as methionine adenosyltransferase. The record is from RefSeq and is a predicted model, not a curated record. The coding region runs from base 241 to 1473 and encodes 410 amino acids. Gene Ontology annotation, biological process: S-adenosylmethionine biosynthetic process. Gene Ontology annotation, cellular component: cytosol. The transcript has 4 exons. Gene Ontology annotation, molecular function: ATP binding; methionine adenosyltransferase activity. Lineage: Eukaryota; Apicomplexa; Aconoidasida; Piroplasmida; Theileriidae.
AUUUUACAAUAAAUUAGUGUAACACUUAUUUUAAUGUUGAUGUUUCUAUAUUUUUGUUAUUAUACUCAUAACACUGCAAAAACAUAGGGUAAUUGUAUGUUUUGUAUACAGAGUGUAUGUUCUCUCACUCGAAAAUUGUCAUAAAAUUUUGUUUUCCCUCCUAAGUAUAUUUAAUAAUUUUCUACUUUAAAACUAUUGUAUUUGUAGAAUUUGUGUACUGUUUUUAUAUAUGAUUUUAAAAUGCCGCUCCCAAAAUUCAUAAACAAUACAAAUGGAAGCUUUUUAUUCACCUCCGAAUCCGUAAAUGAGGGACAUCCUGAUAAAUUGUGCGAUCAAAUCUCAGACUCAAUUUUAGACGCCUGUUUGGAACAGGAUAAGGAUAGUAAGGUGGCGUGUGAAGUGUGCGCAACAAAAGACUUUAUAAUGGUUUUUGGUGAAAUCAGUACAUUUGCUAAUGUUGACUAUGUAGAAGUGGUAAAAUCUGUUUUAAAGAACGUAGGAUACACUUCAACUGCUUUAGGUAUUGAUUCCGAUACAGUUGAAGUUUUAGUCAAAUUAAAAUUGCAAUCGCCUGAAAUCGCCAAUGCUGUACAUGUUGGUAAAGCUAAAGAGCAUAUCGGUGCAGGUGACCAAGGAAUAAUGUUUGGAUAUGCAACUGAUGAAACACCUGAGUGCGUUCCUCUUUCGCACUAUUUGGCCGUGAAGCUGGGCCAAAGACUAUCGUACCUGCGCAAAAGUAAUUCACUGUCAUAUUUGAGACCUGACGCUAAAACGCAAGUCACAGUCGAGUACCAGAAACAUACAAACGGACACAUUGAACCAAAAAGGAUAGAUACCAUAGUAAUCAGCACUCAACACGAUCCAGGAGUGGAUUUUGGGGUUAUGAAAGAGGAUAUAAUGAAGCAUGUGGUGAUGCAGGUGGUUCCAAAGAAUUUGUUGGACGAGAGGACAAAGUAUCUUAUCAACCCUGCAGGUUCCUUUGUCUUGGGAGGACCAGCUUCAGAUGCAGGUUUAACGGGGAGAAAAGUAAUAGUUGAUACUUACGGUGGUUGGGGAGCCCAUGGAGGAGGCUGCUUCUCAGGAAAAGACUCAACUAAGGUGGAUAGAUCAGGAGCCUACUAUGCACGAUUUGUUGCAAAAUCGCUGGUUUUAAAUGGCUUUUGUAAGAGAGUCUUGGUACAAAUCUCUUAUUGCAUAGGAGCGGUAGAUCCCAUUUCCCUGUAUAUUGAUACAUACGGUACUGUAGCAAAGGGCUAUACGGAUAAUGACCUGCAGAAAAUAGUACUUAAAAACUUCGAUUUCAGAGUGGGUUAUAUAAUAGAAGAACUGAUGUUAAAACGCCCAAUCUUCAGGAAAACGAGCGUUUACGGCCAUUUUGGUAGAGAAGAUCCUGAUUUCCUGUGGGAACGACCGAAAGAUCUUUCACAUGAAAAACUAUCCAAUAACCAUAACCUUAUGGUUAACGGACACUAAUUAACUCACUUUGUAUCGUUAAUAUUCUUACAUUAUA